GCUCCCACACCUGCACGCAGAAUAGCGCUUGUCCGGCAAAAUGCGGCCACUAUGCGGCGCAUCGCUGAUGCGGUCACUGCUGCUGUUGCUCAUCUCCUGCCAGCUCGCCACGUCGACACCGAUCUUCGACAAAGAUGGUGCGGGUUCUCCCGGUAGAUAUCGAUCGGCCGGCUUCGGCGAGUCGAUACGGGAUUGGUUCCGAAUGCUGAAGAACCGAAUCGUGGGGAAAUGGCAGGAGUGGUUCGCCGACGAGACGCCGGCCCCGAGUUUCCCGCCGCAGGAUAUUCUGAACAUCGACAAGAGCCUGGAGAGAGGCAUAAAGGGUUACCCGGGGCUGUUAUUGGACCUGUCUAACGUAUCCCUCGACCCAAGCCGAGAUUGGGGCGUCCACUUAGGUAACUGGUACAUCAUCCGGAAAGUUGCAGGGGAUAAAUACGGCCCGGACUGCGACACGGACGAAUGGGAUUUCAAGUCUUGGUUACCGGCCCUACCCACCUUCCCGGACUUCGACUGGACCAAUAUAAACGGGUUCGGGGGUUCGCCGAAAUCUCCAACGACCGUAAGCCCGAGAACCGAAUCCACCACAAUACGAGAGCAAACGACCCAGACUGUGGCUCGGACUGAAGAACCACCACCGGUGCCGACCACUGCCAACGCCGUCGGCACGACCGACGUGUCCGUCGCGGAGUCUACGACGGAGUCCGCCGAAUCGACCGAGGAAAUUUCGACUUUCAACGAAUCCGACGUGACUAACGGCGGCGAAUCGACCGUCCGGCCGGCCACCAACGAAUCGAUCGCAGCAGCGUCCACCACCGAGCCAAUCGUGUCAGCUGAAUCAACAACAAUACGCGUCGCACCGUCCACCACCGAGUCGAUCGUGACCACCACCGGCGAAUGGGAGUCAAGUGCAACGUCCUCCGCUGAGACGAUUUUCACCGAACCGGACGUAACAUCCUCUACGCCGAUGAUCAUCGGCGAAUCGACCGUGACGCCAGCGCCCGGAGAAACGACUACCACCGAAUCACCCGCAACGACAUUCGAGUUACCUCUACCGGUGGUCAAUAAACGGAUCGAGGACAACGAGACCAUCGAGAAACCUACGAAAAGGCCGAAACCUCGUCGGUCAUCCGUCGAGGUCAUAAUGUAGGUCGAUUAACUAACGCCAAAAAACGAGUCAAUGGUAGCACGCACCUCGCAGUGGAUGUAAACAUUUGGCCAGAAUGCUACGGAGGGAUCUGAGAAAUGGGUGAUUAGAAGAUGAUAGAAAUAUACGCGAGAAUUGGACUUAUGCGUAAGAUACGUGUCGUAAGGGAAUUGGUUGGAUAAAUUGAGAUUCAUGUUUCCGCGAGAUAUCGAACGGCCAAACGUGUAACAAAUGGGAGUUUACAUAUAGAAGAGUCUUGCCUUUAUUACGUAAAAUUUAUUAUAAUUACAGCAAAGGUAAAAAUGUCAUAAUUAACAAUAAGUUUUACGUCGACGAUGGGAGAACCAUAAUCUUCAUAAAGGCUUGCGGG
Molecule: messenger RNA, 1514 nt
Organism: Dinoponera quadriceps
Lineage: Eukaryota; Metazoa; Arthropoda; Insecta; Hymenoptera; Formicidae
Product: mucin-12-like
Exons: 3
Coding region: 41-1147 (368 amino acids)
Source: RefSeq, a predicted model, not a curated record